Sporothrix brasiliensis 5110 is the source of this 843-nucleotide messenger RNA. RefSeq lists its product as uncharacterized. The transcript has a single exon. The coding region runs from base 1 to 843 and encodes 280 amino acids. The record is from RefSeq and is a predicted model, not a curated record. NCBI's taxonomy places the organism in Eukaryota, Fungi, Ascomycota, Sordariomycetes, Ophiostomatales, Ophiostomataceae.
AUGCUGUCUACCAAGUCACUUCUCGCGGCCGUCUUGGCCCUUCCAGCCGCCGUUCUGGCCGCGGACGGCCCCAUGGUCCCUGACUACGAGAUCCACCUGCAGCUGGAUCCGACGGUGGUGCUGGACUCCAACUUCCGCCUGGUGUCGGCCGUGAUUGACGAGUUUGCGAUGCCGACGACGGUCACCAAGAAGAACGUGCAGUACAUUGACACGCUCGACAAGGCGCUGGAUGCACAAGGGUGGAGCUGCCGCAUCCGCAACGUGGAGGACAAGAGCGGCUUCGACCUGACGUACAAGUGGCGCCUGCCGAUCCAGAACGGCGACAUCACGGGGGCGCUCAACACGGCGUUUGCCGACGGCUGGAACUCGGGCCAGGGCAACUACGCGGCGCAGGUGGACUGGUACCUGGACAGCCAGGAGCUGUCGGUGUCGCGCGACUACACGGCGUCGUCGAGCGGGUACAGCGGCACGACCGACCCGACGGAGGCGGACUCGCGCCAGCUGCUGAUUGCCAACGCGCCCAAGAUGUUUGACAACUGGGUCACAAACGGCUGGGGCACGGACGAGCUGGCGAGCGGCGCCAUCUACGGGCCGGUGCUGACCAAGGCGAGCGCGGGCACGUGGGACGGCCGGGAGCUGGACAUUGAGAUCUGGCCGAUUGAAAACAGCGCGGGCACGGGCAUCGCCUAUCUGGUGGAGGCGUCGUUCAAGACGGACGACUACGACACGGCGCUGAGCGGGCAGGCGGGGCUGAUUGCGCUGCUGAAGAGCAAGGGCUGGUUCCUGGACACCAGCAACUCCAAGGAGGCCCUCGUGCUGGCCAACUACCACCCUACGUCGUAG